This is a messenger RNA of Aspergillus calidoustus, 2469 nucleotides long. NCBI's taxonomy places the organism in Eukaryota, Fungi, Ascomycota, Eurotiomycetes, Eurotiales, Aspergillaceae. The record is from the annotation of a GenBank genome assembly.
CUACUUUCUGACCGCUUUGGGUAUCCCGUGUUUUCCCCGCAACAACAACUUCAAAACAUCCACCCGCAUCUUGAUCGGCUUCCACUUGUACCCCAAUCGAUUGGCCUAUAACCACAAGUUCCAAUAUGUCGCGUCCCUCGUCAAUGGCCCAGCGCCCAUUGACACUUACAGAGGAAUUGGAAAAGCUGGAACAGUCUAUCACCCUUACUCUCCAAGAAAUCGACCACAACUUCAGCCGCGCCCACCGUAUCGUCACAACUAGUAUCCUCCCCGUUGUUGAGCAAUAUUCCGAAGCUUCUCGAGACGUAUGGGAGGGCGCGAAGUUUUGGAAACAGUUCUUCGAAGCCAGCGCAAACGUCUCCCUAUCUGGCUACGAGGAACGACCGGACCAUGACACAACUCUCGAGCAAACGGUAACAGACGAUGAUCCGUCUAAUAUCUCCCAGAGCAACCUCGACGAAUCCCAGUCUUACCAGACACCGUCCACUGAACGCAGCGACCGCAACAAAAGACCCGACGACGUCGAUAUUACCUCCUUUAGUCUCUCCUCUCACAGUACGCCGCGCGCUGUACUGCAGGAAGGCCCUCACGAUGACACGACUGUGACUUCUUCUAUCGCCCAGCCAUCCCCGUACGACGGGGCGGGCCACGACGUGGACGAGUACCAAGGAGAGGACUCUUUCCUUCCCAGCACACCCGGCAAACAAACAAGCAGAUCCCAUGAAACCUACAACGACGACCUCCUAUCUUCUUCUCCGUUCAUUCCUCCAGUGUCUCACGAUAAAUCCAGAUCAACAGCCAAGAGCGAAGCCGAUCCCGUCAUGCAUCGUCUUCUCGACAAAACGUACCGCGUACAAGCCACGCCACUCGGAAAGGGCUACGACGCCACGCGGUCCCGUUUUGCGGUCACGCCUAAGGCUGCUUCGACAACUAAAUACGAUUUCGAUGACUCCCCCAUGUCUAGUCCUGAGCCCGAAGCUCCUCGGUUAAAUUCGGAACUCUUCUCCUCUCCGUUCAAGCCCCAAACCCCGGGGACAGGCCGCAAGAGGCGCCCAAGUGGCAAUCGUCUCCGUAUUACUCCCAAGCCAGGCACGAGUGUGCUGACGCCGGCGAAAGGUGGCUUCGGCAAGCGUAACGAUUGGGAUAGCGACGACGACCAGUUCAACGACGACGACGACGAUGAACUAGGUCUUAGCCCACCAAAGACUAUGCAGUUCCAUAUUCCCCAGAGUCGGCUCAUGAAGACACCAGCCAAGGAAGCCUCCCGACGAAUUGUGGAGCAGCUUCUUUACACGGCUGGCGCCAAUGACACUACGGAGGAUAUAGGCGAUGAUCAGAGUCCAAGCGUUAUCCGGCGAAUGGAGCGGCUAGAGGAUGAUACGUUCUAAGCCCCUCGUGGAUAUUAUCGAUCGAUAGGCAGAGACUGGAGAAACUACGUGCACGAUGCACUUGCGAAUGACCUCCCUCUACCAUUCAAGAGACAAGCCACCUUAUAGAACACUCGAACAUUAACAUACAGUCCAAGAGGCCACAACGGAGAAGAACUGGAUGCUCCAGUCACUCAGAACCACCCAGAAGGAUAAGAAAGUCGUCUAAAGAUUUUUAAGAGCACACAUACACCACUGGUUGGAACUGGCUUCGAACCUGCGGAAUCAAAUAUUGGGGAAUCGAAAUAGCACGCAGGCACUGAAAGAUACAUGAAGGGUAUCGAGAGGGAAGCGCUGAUCAUCAGAGAGGUUUUGAGAAGGUAGGCGGGCGGCGCUGGGUAAAAGAUGCGCGAGAUAGCAGAGCGGAGCGGGUAGAUUGGCCCAAACCCCAUAUAUACAGGCACUUGGGGGCCGGAUCCAUGCGAACUUCGAAGGGCCCUAGGAAGAGAGAGGAGCCUAAGAAGGAAAGGAAGACGAGAACACAGUUGAGGCUGAGCCGAGUUUGAACUUGGACGCGACGAUUAGUUGUGAUUUUGCAUACCCAUAAACACUUCCUGGCAAUUUUCCACUAGGAAUUUGACAACCUCGUUCUUCUUCUGCACAUCUGUCAUUUCUCGCGCGAGACUCUGUGGUCUCAUGAUAGUCGGCGCGAAGACAACGGCGAUGUUCUGGCUGGUCAUUAGAUUCUCCUUCUCUCGCUCCACAACACGUUUCAAGUGGAACACGAGGAACUCAAGCACAUCCUGGUGGACACGCGGGAGCUCUCCAAGACUCUGCUGCAGGGAUUCAAUGCGGGCAGAUUGUGAGGGAAUCUCCCCCGUUUCAAUGAUUUUUUCGUAGACAUCGUAGGUAAUGAGCGGCAUAGGUAGUUUUCGGAAAUAUUGUUUCAGCGCCGAUGUCACUGCAUGAAUAUCCAGAUCGGGGUCUGAUAUGUCAUAAUCCUGAGGAGAUCGUUCAAAGCCUUCUCUGAUGGUUUGAAUCGCUGAGCUAGCACCUGAUUUACGGUAAAUUCCUUCCAUAUCCAUGCCUAAUGAAGACCCAG